AUGUAUAGACUGAAAGUGGGCGUGUUCGGACAUCAGAGCAGCCUUCCCAACAACAUCGCCUACGACGAGAAACGCCAGCGCAUCAUGGAGUACAGGACAGAUUCGCCUGGCGAUGCGGCAGAUGGAGGAAGCGCUGGCGACGAUGCAAGCAAGCCCUCGUACCGGGACAUACUGCGAAAAAGCAGAUCAGAGAAGGAGAAACUGAGUGAAGAGGAGGAGGGGAAGCCCGCUGGUGAUGAAGACGUUGUGCGCGUUUCCGUGGGCAAUCCCUUCAUCGAGGUCAUCAAGGGCGUCGUGCAUCUCUACAAGGAUCCUACCACCACCACCGCGGCCAAGCGUGGCCAACUGCCCCCAAAAUGGACGUUGAUAGUGGCGGUUCUGGCCGUGCCCUCGUGGAUGGCGGUGGCCGACUUCUGUCAGUUCGUGGCGCCCUACCAGAAGCUCAUCGCUCGCAUGCGCGUGGUGACCUACACGGAGAAAGUGCCAGGUCGGUACGCCGUUCUAUUGGAGUUCCGGCAGCAGGUCAUGGCGGACCAGUUCUACCUCGAGUACAACGGCAAGAUGUACAAUUCCAUGGAGUCAGAGGAGUGCCGCGUGGGGUUCGUGAAGUCGGUCGAGUUUGUGGAUGGGUCGUCCAUGGAGCCGAUCUUGCCUCCGUGUGGCACCAACGAGCUGCCCACUUGCCCCGUCUGCCUCGACCGAUUGGACACGAGCGUGACGGGCAUCCUCACGACUGUGUGCAACCACACCUUCCACUGUCUGUGCCUCUCCAAGUGGCGCGAUUCGAGCUGCCCGUCCGAGUCGCUGUGGAUUUGUCUCAUCUGCGGCCACAUCGGCUGUGGUCGAUACAAGGGCGGCCACGCCAACAACCACUGGCUCGAGACGCAACACACCUACGCGCUCGAACUCGAAUCGCAGCGCGUGUGGGACUAUGCCGGCGACAACUACGUGCAUCGACUGAUCCAAAGCAAAGCCGACGGCAAGCUGGUGGAACUACCCGGCCCAGAAACACAAAUCGACGAGGAGAUCAAGGAGGGCAUUCUCGAGAGCAAGCGCACGGCGGUGGCGAUGGAGUACACCUACUUGCUGACGUCACAGCUCGAGUCUCAGCGCCAAUUCUGGGAGCACCAACUCCAGGUGGUGGAGAGUCAGAAGGGUGAGAAGGUGCAGCAUCUGGAGCACGAGCUGAAGAAGGAGAAGGAGGAGAAGCAGGGCCUACUCGCCUCGAUCAACGAGCUCAACCAGACGCAGCACAAGUCGAAAAAGAAGAUCACUCAGCUCGAGAAGAAGAUCAGCCAGUACCAGCGAGACGUGAAGGAGCUCAAGCAGUACAAUGAGACCUUGACGCACCACCAGGCCGAGUGGAAGGAGCAGGCGCAGAAGGCUGCCGAGGCGCUCCGCACCCAGAGCGCGGCGACGGAGACGCGCAUCAAGGAACUCGAGGAGCAGGUGCGGGAUCUCAUGUUCUUCAUCGACGCCAAGAACAAGAUCGAGGACUCUGGAGAGGAACUGAAAGAGGGUUCGCUGCUGAUCACGGAGAAGCCCUCACCCACGCGAAGAGGCGCGCGAGGAGGCAAGAAGAGGGGCAAGUAA
This is a messenger RNA of Acanthamoeba castellanii str. Neff, 1593 nucleotides long. RefSeq names its product BRCA1associated protein 2 subfamily protein. Gene Ontology annotation, biological process: Ras protein signal transduction; protein ubiquitination. Lineage: Eukaryota; Discosea; Longamoebia; Acanthamoebidae. The transcript has 11 exons. Gene Ontology annotation, cellular component: cytoplasm. The record is from RefSeq and is a predicted model, not a curated record. Gene Ontology annotation, molecular function: zinc ion binding; ubiquitin protein ligase activity. The coding region runs from base 1 to 1593 and encodes 530 amino acids.